Molecule: messenger RNA, 1332 nt
Organism: Pseudozyma flocculosa PF-1
Lineage: Eukaryota; Fungi; Basidiomycota; Ustilaginomycetes; Ustilaginales; Ustilaginaceae
Exons: 4
Coding region: 1-1332 (443 amino acids)
Biological process (GO): endocytosis; actin cortical patch localization; plasma membrane tubulation
Cellular component (GO): actin cortical patch; medial cortex; Rvs161p-Rvs167p complex
Molecular function (GO): lipid binding; protein binding
Source: RefSeq, a predicted model, not a curated record
AUGAAGGGCUUCGCCAAGGCCAUGAAGCGCACGCCGCACCUCAUGUCGUCGCGCGUCGGCCUCGCGGCAAAGUCGAGCGACCCGCAGUUUGACUCGCUCCAGCAGAGAUUCGCCAGCCUGGAAAAGUACGCAGAGAAGCUCCUCAAGGACAGCGCCACUUUUCGCGAUGCCGUCAAGAACAUGCUCCUGUCCGGCUCCGACUUCGGGCGACACUUUGACCUCCUCUUCCACCCCAUGGGCGCCGAGUACGACCUCGAGCGCCGACACCCGCAGGCCGCCCACACCAUCACCAACAUCUCGGCCUACCUCACCCACAUGGAGGAGCUCAAGGACACCCUCACGCCCGAGAUUGAGCUCAUCGAGUCGCGCGUCGUCGGACCCGCAAACGACUUCCUCGCCGUCCUCAAGGCCAUCCGCAAAAACAUCACCAAGCGCGACCACAAGCUCGUCGACUUUGACCGCCACAACAACGCCUACUCGAAGCUGCGCGACAAAAAGGAAAAGACGCUCAAGGACGAGCAGGCCCUCUUCAAGGUCGAGCAGGACUACGAGACCGCAGCCGCAGACUACGAGUACUACAACAACGCACUCAAGGAGGAGCUGCCCAAGUUCUUCGAGAUGGCCCAGCGCUUCAUGACGCCCCUCUUUUACAGCUUCUACUACAUGCAGCUCAACGUCUUCUACCUCACCCUCGAGCGCCUCCAGUCGUUCACCGAGGGCAAGUACGACAUCUCCGAGACGUCGCUCAACACCGUCGAGGACCACUACCUCUCGCAGCUCACCGACGCCGCAGAGAGGCUCGACGCCCUCUCGAUCCGCAAGCCCGUCGGGCCAUCGGCGCGCAUCCUGGCCGCCAAUCGCUCUUCUUCCUCGACCGCCUCCCUCGCCGGCGGGCGCGCCGCGGGCGGUGGGCUGGCAGCAGGCGCCCCCUCGAGGUCUGGCACCCUCAACCGCCAGAUGUCGACGUCGAGCAGCACCGUCUCGUCGCCCGCCUCGGCAUCGAGGGCCUCGAUGGGCGCAGCCGCAGCCGCAGCCCCGCCACCCAGCUACUCGCCCGCAUCGCCAGGAUCGACGACGGCGGCGGCCAGCAGCGCAGCCGCAGGAAAGAGACCUCCCCCGCCGCCACCGCUCAAGCCCAAGCCCGGCAUGGCGCCAAAGGACUACGUCGUCGCCCUCUACGACUACACCGCGACGGCCGAGGGCGACCUGUCGUUCAAGGCCGGCGACCGCAUCGCCGUCACCGAACGGACCGCGUCCACCGAGGACUGGUGGACGGGCGAGCUCAACGGACAAAAGGGCGUGUUUCCCGGCAACUAUGUCCGCGACGAGUGA